AUGCUCGCUAGGCCCUCCGCCGCCGGGCUGAUUGCGCUCCCUGGUCCGGGUCCGCAGUGGCAGCUAUUCUAUCGGAGAGUCGGAGAGCAGGCAUGCGCCGAUCCCUCGGCUAAGCGCAAGCUCGUAAGGAUUUCGAAUGCCUUGGCUUGGGUACGAGCUUCUCGCAAUGUCAGAUACAAUUGGCAUGUCGCAUCAUAUCAUCGCGCGGUAGUAUUGGACCUUUCUACUUCCACGUAUUCCUGUUCAGCGAACAUCCUUCGUACUUGGCAUACACAACUCCUCUUGCUGCGCCCUCCGCUGCCUCGAUUUCCAAAAGCAAAGCAUCGACCACGAGAACCUUAG
Messenger RNA from Pseudocercospora fijiensis CIRAD86, 342 nucleotides. RefSeq lists its product as uncharacterized. The record is from RefSeq and is a predicted model, not a curated record. Bases 1 to 342 code for a protein of 113 amino acids. NCBI's taxonomy places the organism in Eukaryota, Fungi, Ascomycota, Dothideomycetes, Mycosphaerellales, Mycosphaerellaceae. The transcript is spliced from 2 exons.